CUCCAUGCCCCACAGUGGGAUUGGAUGUUGGAAUCCGCGACGUAAGGAUUGACUCCUUACUCUGCUACUCAAGAGCAGACGCUCUAAUCACUGCGCCGCUCGGAUUCAGAGAUGACUCACAAGGCCUUCUUUGAAUGUUUCACAAGAACAGAUCUAGAUACCAAACCGAACAUUUCCUUGAAAAUUUUAGAAGUUUUGUGCAAAAGGAAAAAUUGUCGAUCUGAGUAAACAGUCAAGAUGAUUAGUAUUUUAAUACUUGCAGUUACACUCAUUUUUAUUUUAGGGUUCUUUUGUAAUUAUAUAAGAAAAACAUUCUUUGGAAGCCCAAAACUCAAAGUACUUUGUAUACCACUCUUUGUGGCUGGAAACUUUAAUUUUCAUAGUUUGACUCAUGCAUACUCGCCUUCUUGGAUAACAUUGCCGUUAUCUGAAGAACCAGAUUCCUUGAACUCGUAUUUCAGUGCUUCGCUUCAGAAUGGGGAAGUUAUAAAUGAGAUGCGCUAUGAAUGGCUGCGGUUGAGGUCCUAUUCCACAUUUCCUCUGACUUUAACACAGAGCCCUGUCCGACUCGCUCGUUCAGGGUUUUACUUUACGGGAAGAAACCACGAAUGUGUUUGCUUUUCAUGUGGAGUUCAUAAUUCUAAUUGGACAAGACAAAAUGUCACAGAGUUACACCGACAAUUAUCUCCAGAUUGUCGUCAUGUGCGGGGAAGUAACGAGUCUAACAUUCCAAUAGGAUCAAACGAAAGUUGUAGGCCUAAUAAUCUAAAUACCGAAUCAACAUCAAUUGUAACUGUUAAUAACCAUUCUGAACGUUCACUACAAAGACCUCAAGGAACACAAAUACAACAAUAUAACAGCUGUAAUGCAAAUGCACAAACAAAUGCCAUUCACCAAAUUCCAACUCCAUCAACAUCACAUCAUAAUCAACUAAAAGAAACGUUAGAGCCUCUAGGAAUAGUUAUUGAGAGACCGAGAUACCCAAGCUACGCUGUGAUGGCAACUCGAGUGAGCAGUUACCAGCAGUGGCCGUCACAUUUAACACAGACACCGAGGAACCUUAGUCUCGCAGGAUUCUUUUAUGUUGGAUAUGGAGACUACGUCCGUUGUUUCUUCUGCGGAGGUGGCUUGAGGAAUUGGGAACCUGGUGACGACGCCUGGGUAGAGCAUGCGCGAUGGUUUCCAAAAUGUCCUUUCUUGAUUCAAAAUAGAGGAAUGGAUUUUGUAAGACUGGUACAGAACGUACAAGAAGAUUUUGAAAAUAACCCUAUUCAAGGACAAAGUGAAAUCUCAUUAGAAUUUGAGCAACUUCCAGCAGCAUGUGAAAUUCAUCAAAUGGGCUAUACUUGGAAUACAAUUAAAGAGGCAUACAGGAAAAUCGGCAAGAAAAGAACAGAUAUUACAACUGUAGAGUUGAUAGAGGAAGUUCUGGCUUGUGAGUCAGCCGAACUAUCACUGAAUUCAUCCCCAGGUCAACCCGCAAUAUCUCCGACGUCUGCUUCCAUAGCAGGGAACAAUGGAAAUGAUUCCAGCACAACAAGCAACUUGUUGUCAACCUCUGAGCUCUCUGGAGAAUUAGAAGCCAUAAGUUUGAAUGAUGAAACCCAGUCUUUGAUGGAGGAAAACAGAAGGCUCAAAGAACAAAGACUUUGCAGGAUUUGUAUGGAAGAAGAUGUUUCAAUUGCUUUUCUGCCAUGUGGUCAUUUGUGUUGUUGUUCACACUGCGCGCCUGCGAUGCGCAAAUGUCCUAUCUGUAGAGCAUUCAUCAAAGGUACAGUUAAAACAUAUCCUGUUUAAAUAUACAGGUGUAUAAUGCAAAUCAGUGAAGAAAAGAAUCACAGAAGAGCUGUGUUUAAUUUAGUUCACUUUAUAUUCAUAUGGAGUUUUUGAUUAUAUAUAAAGACUGAUGAAGUUAUAGAUGACAUAACAAAGUGAUUUUGUUGUAUUUAAUAACAACGUAUAAGAUAUGUAAAAUGUUAUAUUUCAUGUCCACAUGUAUAUUCAAAUUUAAAUAAAGUCAGUAAUUUUUGUUACACGAAAAUCUUAUUUAGCAUUUUGAAAUGAGCAAGCUACAAAGAACUGUAGUCAAAUGAAAGUUAAAAUUUUAUGUUUUAUUAUUAUUUUUCAGCAA
Molecule: messenger RNA, 2131 nt
Organism: Saccostrea cuccullata (small rock oyster)
Lineage: Eukaryota; Metazoa; Mollusca; Bivalvia; Ostreida; Ostreidae
Product: baculoviral IAP repeat-containing protein 7-like
Exons: 7
Coding region: 238-1797 (519 amino acids)
Biological process (GO): negative regulation of apoptotic process; regulation of cell cycle; positive regulation of protein ubiquitination
Cellular component (GO): cytoplasm; nucleus
Molecular function (GO): cysteine-type endopeptidase inhibitor activity involved in apoptotic process; ubiquitin protein ligase activity
Source: RefSeq, a predicted model, not a curated record